Molecule: messenger RNA, 1264 nt
Organism: Rhizopus microsporus ATCC 52813
Lineage: Eukaryota; Fungi; Mucoromycota; Mucoromycetes; Mucorales; Rhizopodaceae
Product: DUF887-domain-containing protein
Exons: 7
Coding region: 167-970 (267 amino acids)
Biological process (GO): lipid homeostasis
Cellular component (GO): endoplasmic reticulum; membrane
Source: RefSeq, a predicted model, not a curated record
CUCUGCAAUAACCUCCGAGUCCCCCUUUUUCCUUUUAAGCUGUUGGUUGUACCUUUUUUUCUCCUCAUCUUUUGGGGAUAAUAAAUACCUGACUUUCAAUAAUGAUAUAAAACCAUUUAUACCAAAUGAAAGCUUUUCCCUUUCAUCUUUUUAUCUUCUAAACACCAUGAACGCACCCUUUUAUCAGCUAUUAGAUCAGUUAUCGUUAUCAACAUUAAAAUAUCAUUGGCAAUCAGUGCUCAUUUCCGCCAUGUUCUUUACUAUUGUCUAUGAAAUAUCGAGAAUACUUUCGCCUGUUUUGUUUCCAAAGACAUUUCAGUUCUUCAAAGGAUAUAAUGCACCCAAUUGGCAUAUCCAUGUUGUAUCUACAGUACAUUGCAUAGCUGUGGUUGUUGGAUCCUUUUUUAUCCUUUUUGAUAAUUCAUUAGAACAUGAUAGAGUAUUUGGAUAUACAAAAUGGGCUGCUGAUAUAUACUCCAUCUCUUGCGGUUACUUCUUAUGGGAUACAAUCACUGCGAUUUACUUUUACAAAGAUCAAGGUAUAAGUAUGGUAUUGCAUGGUAUUGCAUCAUUCUCUGUCUUUAUAUUUUCAUUCCGUCCAUUUGUAAAUUAUUACGGUGCGAUCUUUCUCAUGUAUGAAUUAAGCACAAUAUUUUUAAAUUUCCAUUGGUUUAUGGAUAAGAUCGGCUGGUCCGGUUCAAGAAUUCAAUUGAUUAAUGGUGUCGUUCUACUACUAACCUUCUUUGGUGCACGAGUCGUAUUUGGUACAGUCAUGUCUGUUAAAAUGUGGAUUGAUAUUUAUGCAGUCAAAGAUCAUGUUCCUCUGCGUUAUUGGAUAGUUUAUGGCUCAGCCAAUUUCGCCACCAGCUGCUUAAAUUUUUGGUGGUUCAGUCGGAUGAUCAAGAUGUUACGUAAAAGAUUCCCUCAACAGCAUCAACAGGAAGUGGUAACCAUCAAGGAAAAACAAUAGAUGAAGAGCAGUGUAUAUCUUAUGAAAUGAAAUAAAAAAAAAGAGCAAUGGAUACCCUCAUACAAUAUUUCAUAUAAACAACCUAGAUAAACAAAAAAAAAAGGGCAAUCUAAAGUUAUGUAUGAAAAUAGACCUAAAGUUCUUUUUGGCUCUGAUGUAGGAUCCAUGAGCUUUUCCCGCCAAGACGAUUAGCUUACAGCUUAUAUACGAUCCAUAAGGAGAGAGAGACUAAUCUCAUGCGACAAACAAUAAGUAUAGUACGCCGUAAACGUCAGUUUGUGUCGUUCUCAAAUU